AUGACGGGCCAUUAUACGGAUAAGUGUCCCACACUUGGAAGUGAAUCAGAAGAUGUGAAUGAAAUGGGAGGAUAUCAAAGUCAACCAAGACCCACGGGAUUUCAAAACAAUUUCAACCCAAAUUGGAGGAAUACCCAAAACAACCCUUAUCCACCAAUGCAAAAUCCACCAAAUCUUUUGAUGAGACCCCAACAUCCACAAUACCAAUCCCAAAAACCUCCAUAUCCACAAAAUUCUUAUAACCCUCCAAAUUACCAACACCCUCCACAACAAGGUCAAUCAAGUGGUAACCAUCAAAUGAGCCUUCAAGAACUUGUUACUUCUCUUGCUCAAAGUCAAACCCAAUUUCAACAAGAAACCAAGAAUACUUUCUCCAACAUUCAAGCACAAAUUGGAGACUUGGCAACCGCUCUCAACAAGAUAGAACAAAGGGGUAAACUUCCAUCACAAACCGAGAAGAACCCCAAUGUGAGUGCCAUCACCUUGCGAAGUGGGAAAACACUUAGAGAAAGUCAACCUAAAAUAGUUUCAAGAGAAAACGAAGAUGAAGUGAUCAUUGUGGAAACUCCAAAAGUUGUAGUUCCUCCAAAGGAACCGGUUGUGCCAAAUGUUGAUCAACCCAAUCCUUCCAACAAACCCAUCAAACCAUUGGUCAUACCACCUCCAUUCCCUUCCCGGUUAGCCUUUUCCAAGAAGAUAGAGGAAGAAAAUGAAUUAUUUGAAACUUUUCGUAAGGUCCAAAUCAACAUUACACUAUUGAAUGCUAUUAAGCAAAUUCCAAGUUAUACAAAAUUCCUCAAGGAUUUAUGCACCAAGAAGAGAAAAUUCAAGGCAAAUGAAAAGAUUCAAGUCAAUGCAAAUGUGUCUGCGGUUAUCCAAAAGAAGUUACCUCCCAAAUGCAAGGAUCCGGGAAUAUUUGCUAUCCCUUGUACCAUUGGUGAUUUGCAUGUCGAAAGUGCUAUGUUAGAUCUUGGAGCCUCGAUCAAUGUGAUACCAUAUUCGGUUUUUCAAUCUCUCAAUGUUGGACCUUUGGAAAAAAUGGGAGUCAUUAUUCAAUUAGCAGACAAGUCAAGUGUGUCUCCAAGAGGAGUGUUGGAGGAUGUGUUAGUACAAGUUAAUCAACUUGUUUUUCCAGUGGAUUUUUAUGUCAUUGAUCUUGAAGAGAAGACUCCUUCCAAAUCAUUUAUGAUCCUCCUUGGAAGACCUUUCAUGCAUACCGCUCACACAAUCAUUGAUGUCCAUAAAGGAAAGAUAACUAUGGAGUUUGAUGGAGAAACCAUUCACUUCAACAUCUUUGAAGGAAUGUGA
Messenger RNA from Lactuca sativa (garden lettuce), 1308 nucleotides. RefSeq lists its product as uncharacterized. The record is from RefSeq and is a predicted model, not a curated record. NCBI's taxonomy places the organism in Eukaryota, Viridiplantae, Streptophyta, Magnoliopsida, Asterales, Asteraceae.